UUCCGCUAUAGAUUUCCGCUCAAUGGGACAUCGCCUUAAAACAAACCUAUAAAUGCGCGCAUAUGCGUAAAACGGGAUGCCGCCUGUGAACUAGUGCCAGUGCUGGGAAAUAAAACAAACCUUAUGUGUAUAAAGGAAUAAUAAAAAAUAAUUUGAUACAUAAUUUUCUUUACGCAAAAAUUAUGUUUUGUAUUACAAAAUUAUAUUUUCAACCAAAAGAUUAUAUGACAUAUGGUAUAUAUAUUGAUUUGAUAUUUACAAACUUCAAGCAUUGUAACAAAUUUUCUUCUAAACACAUUUCAAAGGAAUUAUACAAGACACUUGGUGUAGCAGAAGAUUGUGAGGAUGAAACAUUAAGAUUAGCAUUUGUUAAUCUUGCAAAGCGCUUUCAUCCAGACAGUGGAACAUUAGAUGCUAAUGCUGUUCGAUUUUCUGAAAUUGAAAAUGCCUAUAGGGAAAUUCGAAAACUUAGAAAUAGUCAGAAAAGUGAUAUAUCAUUAGAAAUGGAAAAUUUUGAUAUUAAGCACACAGCACCACAACAUCGUCAUUAUUUAACUUUUGAUGUGGGAAUUGGCACACCUAGCAAAAGGCAAAGACUAUAUACAAUUCAAAAAGCUCAAAAAACAGUUGAUAAUAUUAUGGAGCAUAGACUUAAGAAACUACAAGCUGAAGAACGUAAUACAUUAAUUGGUAUGGAUAAACAAAAAGCUAAAGAUGUUAAAACUCAAUAUGGUAUGGAUCGCUUAGUGGAGGAUUUAAUUCAAGAGGCAAUGAGUAAAGGUGAAUUUAGCAAUUUACCUGGAAUGGGAAAACCAUUAAACACUACAGAUAUUAGAAAUCCUUAUGUUGAUUUUGUGACUCAUAAAUUAAAUCAGAUAUUGAUAAAUAACGGAUUUACUCCAGAAUGGAUACAAUUAUCAAAGGAAAUUAGGAAAGAAAUUGAAGAAAUGAAAAAACAAUUAUUAGAAGCACGUAAUAAUGUAGGAGAGCUUCCAUUAACUUUGGAAGAUCAAUCAAUAUGGAAGAAUAAUUUAAGAAACUUCCAAAUUCUGGAAAAAGAGAUAAAUACUAAAAUUGAUAAGUACAACUUGUUAGUUCCUAUACUUCAGAAACAAAUGCUUCAUAUUAGAUUAGAUGACUUUGCUGAAAAAGCAUUAUUAGAGCCAUCUUCGAAACAUAAGUUACCUAUCAAAAAUUAUGUAGAUAUAAGUCACAAAAUUUCGAAUAAGAAUAUAUCUCAAGAUUUGUUUACUUUCAUAAUCAACUUAUUUGGCAGAAACGUUCCUUAGAAAGAAUAUACAUGAUAUAAAAUAGUGUAACAAGUAAGGAAGUUUGGGACGUUUUUAAAAAAUGACAACAGGUUUUGAAACUUAAGAAUCUUGUUUUUGGUCAUAAAAUAAAUUUUACAAAUUUUUUCAAUAUUAUUAUAUAUUAUUAUAUAUUGUUUCUAUGAAAAAAUUCCAAAAAAAAUUGUUGUUAAACACUCGGAAAAUCCAGACUUUCAACAUAUUCUUAUGGGACUCAUAUUUUGACAGAAAAAAUGUAAGGUAAAAAUGACACAGUUAUUUGAAAAAAAUUUGUACUGGUAGAUUAAGAACAUAGGAAUCACAGUGCAAAAGAUGAAAGACCUUUCUAUGCAAUUAAAGACAAAACUAAUUAUUAAAACACCAAAAACAACGAUUCCUAGAGUGAUGAAGAAAAUGUAGCAUCAGCGCACGUGGUAUCAGCUGGUCAUUUACUGUACUCUCUACUAUUCAGCAAAACUAAUCUCUUUUGUAGCAAUUGUGUGUUGUCAAAUGUAAAUUUUAUAAAUGUCGAUAAGAUAGAUACCAUCUGAUUUUUUUUCCUUCUUGAUUAACAGUGCCAAACUUCUUAAAUUAACGUAGAGUAAUUAAUUUAACACAUUAUGUGCAAUUAUUAAUACCAAUACUAUGCUGCAAUCUGCACAAGAUGUGUUAAUAAUGUAAAUAUGUAAAAAUGAGAAAGUGUGAAUAUAUAAUAAAAACAUUAAAUAUUGGA
Pseudomyrmex gracilis is the source of this 2019-nucleotide messenger RNA. RefSeq names its product dnaJ homolog subfamily C member 28. The transcript has 5 exons. NCBI's taxonomy places the organism in Eukaryota, Metazoa, Arthropoda, Insecta, Hymenoptera, Formicidae. The coding region runs from base 183 to 1289 and encodes 368 amino acids. The record is from RefSeq and is a predicted model, not a curated record.